AUGAGAGUUCUCACAGUCCUCGCAGCAUUAUGUGCCUCAGCGCUGGCAGCAACAUCAGAUUUCAUAGACAGCACAACCGUCUACAUCCAACAGAUUGACGCAAUCUCACCCCCAGCACCUCUCGCCGACAUCAAAUACAACCCAUCAACCCUCUCCGCCGAGCUCGUCAGCUUCGACGCCCCAGAGAUAGAACCCGAGUCCAAACUACUACGAGUAGGAAUCUACGAUGUCGCGACCUCGAGCUGGAAAUCCUCGACCUCGAUAACGUCUGUAGAGACGUUUGCGAAAGGCUAUUCACCAACAUUGGUCCUGUCACUAGAUGCGCAAGGAGGUGUCAUUGGAGUGAGCUGCAAGAGUGGGAAGAUAGAUGCAGGGCAAACGAGGGAUUUUGGUCCCAAGAUCAAGGUCAGGAAGACGGUUAAGGGGAAGCUUCCUGAGUUGAAUAAACCGGUUGUUUUGUCUCCUGAAGGAAAGGUUGCUACGCCUGAGCCGGAGAAGACUUUGCUUCAGAAAUAUUGGUGGGUUGGAUUAGCUGCUGUUAUGCUGCUUAUGACUGCCGGAGGUGGCUCAGAAUAA
Mollisia scopiformis is the source of this 576-nucleotide messenger RNA. RefSeq lists its product as uncharacterized. The record is from RefSeq and is a predicted model, not a curated record. NCBI's taxonomy places the organism in Eukaryota, Fungi, Ascomycota, Leotiomycetes, Helotiales, Mollisiaceae. The transcript has 2 exons. Bases 1 to 576 code for a protein of 191 amino acids.